Messenger RNA from Microcebus murinus (gray mouse lemur), 2596 nucleotides. NCBI's taxonomy places the organism in Eukaryota, Metazoa, Chordata, Mammalia, Primates, Cheirogaleidae. The record is from RefSeq and is a predicted model, not a curated record.
CCCAGCCCCAGCCUUAGGGGUACCAUCUGCCCUUCCCGGACAGCCCUCCGCUUAAGCCUGCACUUCCCGCCCUCCCACCUUCCUUUUCGCCCCUCCACGCGGCCUCCCCCGACGCUUGACCGCUACUCUGUUGGUACUGUUUCCGGGUCAGGGUGACCUCUGGGGUGUGGAAACUGCGACUGGGCGCUGGACCCCGGCGUGCAGCCUUCGCCAUGCCGCGCUCACGCGUGGGAGACCGGCCUGCGGGGCACUGGCCCGGAAAACAUCCAGUCUCCAAAUCCCCCUGCCGCAGGGAAAUUUUCCCUUCCUUCUUGCCCUCCCUUUACAGGCCUGGCAUAUCUCAAAGCAGAUUUUCCCAAAAUCCAAAUGCCAGCCCACCUGGCAACCACCUCUGGCAACUUAAGAGCAUUUCACAUUACGCCCUGGGCAAGGCGUCAGCUUGUGUAACCUGAAAACGCUCAUGUUGUUUUUCUCAUCUGUGCAGUGGGUUUUGAUUCCCACCAUGGCCAUCACACAGUUUCGGUUAUUUAAAGUUUGUACCUGCCUAGCAACAGUAUUCUCAUUCCUAAAGAGAUUAAUAUGCAGAUCUGGCAGAGGACGGAAAUUAAGUGGAGACCAAAUAACUUUGCCAACUACAGUUGAUUAUUCAUCAGUUCCUAACCAGACAGAUGUCGAGGAGUGGACUUCCUGGGAUGAAGAUGCACCUACAAGUGUAAAGAUUGAAGGAGGGAAUGGGAAUGUGGCAACACAACAAAAUGCUUUGGAACAACUGGAGCCUGACUAUUUUAAGGACAUGACACCAACUAUUAGGAAAACUCAGAAGAUCGUUAUUAAGAAGAGAGAACCAUUAAAUUUUGGCAUCCCAGAUGGUAGCACAGGUUUCUCUAGUAGAUUAGCAGCUACACAAGAUAUGCCUUUCAUUCAUCAAUCUUCUGAAUUGGGUGACUUAGAUACCUGGCAAGAAAGCACCAAUGCAUGGGAAGAAGAAGAUGAUGCAGCCUGGCAAGCAGAAGAAGUUCUGAGGCAGCAGAAAAUAGCAGACAGAGAAAAGAGAGCAGCAGAACAACAAAGGAAGAAAAUGGAAAAGGAAGCACAGCGGUUAAUGAAGAAGGAACAAAACAAAAUUGGUGUGAAACUUUCAUAACAAAUGUUCUUCAGAUAUUACAGUGCCAGUGGGAGAAAUCUGAGCUCCACAACCCAAACAACAUUUGUAUGGAUUUAAGAGUAUUUUCAGAAUGCAAAUACACUGCUUGAUUUUAAUGCAUUCAUCAGGCCAUCUGGGACACCAGGAUUCUCCCAAAGUACCUUGAAUUCUUAGUGAUUGAGACUCAAAAAAACAAAAAGACUUAUGAGACAAUAUUUUCUUCAACAUGCUCCAAAUAUAAGACAAUUGUUUGCUGUACAGAAAUUAUCACAAAUGGAAUAUACCAGUACCUCUGAAGCUGAUGUUUCUAGCUAAAUAAAUGGGUAUAAAUAAUUUUAUGGUGGAAUAGAAUUCUGCUGUCUGUUAUGAUUUCCUUCAAUGUGUGUAAUGAUAAAAUAAAUCAUUUUAAUAUUAUUUUGUUUCCAUGGUUAUCUGACUUAAAUUAGACAAACUGUAGGGCUUUAACUUUCUUAUUUUUGUUGUCAAAAGCUGGUGUGGGCGUACAUUUCCUCUAAUUUGAACUGGUAUUAUUUAUCUUUGAUAUAACAUUAAGGAAUUUGAUGAUUUUGGUUUUUAUGAAAAUGACAUUAAAUGCAAUAAUUUUAUUUAUCAUAAAGAUUUUGUACAUCAUUGUUUUCUUUUGGAUAGUGUUGUAAUGUUAUACAUAUUUGUAAUUUAUAUUGCAUGUAUAAACAUUGAAAAUCAAAAUGAAAAAUUUGCUUUAUAUUAUUAUGACUUGUGAGUUUUAAGAACUAGUAUUAGUAGUUUUCCCUUUCAUUAUAGAUUUUAAGAUGUUAUGGUAUCUUUAAGUACCUUAGUUCUUACCUCUAAAGUCAUUAAUUUACAAAUGCAGAAAGACUUCAUUUUUAAUAUUUCAAAACUUUUAGAUGAUAUCUGUAUCAGUUUUAUAUAUCUAACAUUAUGCAGGUUACCUGUGUGGUUGGCUAAGGUAAUAUUGAUUCAUUAAAUUAUAAACCAGGAUAGGAAUAAUAAUCUUCUAUUUAUGGUGUUGAUUGGCUCCAAAAUAGUCUUAAAAGAAGUAGUUACAUACUGUGUUCAAAGGGUAAAAACAUCACAGAUUUGAUAGUUUAAAAUCUUGUUAACUUUUCCUCCACAAUUAAAAUACAUCUGGCCUGAUUUUCUAUGGUUUUAGAAAUUUUAAAGACUUUAAGUUAUUGCCCAGAAUUAACAUUUUGUGGGGUUUUAAAAUGUCAUAGACAAUAUCCAGGCCAAAUGUUACUAAUAUAUUUUAAUUAAAGUAAUAUUUCAUAGAAAAAUCUUAAAACUCCACAAUAAGAGCUCUUUAGGUCCUUAGCCUAAGUUUCUAGACUAAAUGUGAUUAUAAGUAGGUAGAAAUUUAAUUUUGAUCCAGAGCUUGUUAGAGCCCCAAACCAUGUUUUCAGUUAUCACGUUUAUUAGAGUUUCUGCCAGUAAACUCCCAAUUACAUAGAA